UAGCAAGUGCGCAGUAGGAGGAAAAAGUUCUAGAGAAGGCCAAAGAAGGGUGGCCGAAGAGGAAAUGGAAUAAUUCCUCUUUCGGUUCCGUGCUGCUCAGGCUUCUGGGAAAUGGAGCCCCAGCGGGGCUUGGGGCCGAGUUAGAGGAAGUUGGCAGCGCCGGCACGCCCUUGUCAGGCCCAGCGGAGGAUGCGCGCGCAGCACCUUCGCCUCUCCCGGAAGUUUAUGCUGGGCAACUGAAAAGGCUGUUGUCACGAUGGAGUUUCCAACUCAGUAAUCCAAGGACUAGACCCUGAGUCCACAAAGGUACUGUUGCCCCUGCGGCCUGUUUCCCACCAAGAGCCCAGCCGUACUGCCUCCUCUCUAUGGCCGCUGGUAGACCUCCCUGCCCUGUCAGUUUGGGUAUGGCAAGGCUCACCUAGUCAGGCAUUGGCUCCUUCAAAGAGGCCACCUUUUCCCAGUGACCACUGAAGAAAAUAGACAUAACAUGGAAUUAGCAAAGAACACCAACAGAAGUAGGUGUGGUGGUGAUACCUGUUACCUUGAGUCCAUGACAGUCUGCACAGGCAGUGGUGCUACCUGCAGUAGGCUGGUCCCUCCUGCGUCCACCCACAUGAAAACCUGAUCCAGCAUGAUCUCCUUCUGUCCAGUCUGUGGCAAAGGUGUCAAAGGAUCAUUCAAGUUCUGCCCAUUCUGUGGCAAUUCCCUGCCUGUAGAGGAGCAUGCAGAAGCUCAGACUGGCCUUUCACCUCCUGGGUCAUCCUUCCAAGGCUCAAGGAGAGGGCUGAACUCCAGUCCUGAAACCUCCCCCAAGAAAGUGAAAUGGUCGCCCACUGUCACUUCUCUUCCACCCUCUGUCCCUUCUGGCUGUGGCAGUUCUGACUCUGAAGAAUCCUUUAAUUCUCCUGAGAGAGCCACAGGUACCUGGAGCAGACCCCUGACCCCCAGAGGCAGCCCCCAAUCCUCCAGGCGAAGUCCUCAGACACUGAAGCGGAGCCGGGUGACCACCAACCUCCAGGCUUUGCCCACAGGGACAAAACUGACAGACAAGAAAGGGCAGCACUGGACACUGGGGGCCCUCCAGACCCGGGAUGACCAAGGCAUUCUCUAUGAAGCUGAGCCCACUUCUGCCCUCCCCUGUGAAUCAAGGACUGAGAAGUAUAGAUUCUCACUCAAACUGGACUCCAAGAAUGGGCGCCUUUUCAAUGAGCAGAACUUCUUUCAGAGGGCAGCCAAGCCUAUGCAAGUGAACAAGUGGAAGAAGCGAUGCUUGGUUCCGCUCCUGGCCAUCCCCACCUGCGUUGGCUUUGGCAUUCACCAGGACAAGUACAGGUUCCUGGUGUUCCCCAGCCUGGGGAGGAGCCUUCAGUCAGCCCUGGAUGACAACCCAAAGCAUGUGCUAUCAGAGAAAUGUGUGCUGCAGGUGGCCUGCAGGCUGCUGGAUGCUCUGGAGUUCAUCCAUGAAAAUGAGUAUGUUCACGGGAACCUGACGGCUAGGAAUGUCUUUGUGAAUCCCAGGGAUCUAAGCCAGGUGACCCUGAUGGGCUAUGGCUUCACCUUCCGCUACUGCCCGGGUGGCAGACAUGUGACCUACAAAGAAGGCAGCAGGAGCCCCCAUGAGGGAGACCUGGAGUUCGUUAGUGUGGACAUUCACAAGGGAUGCGACGAGUCUCUGAGCAGGGCUGGAGCCUGUACUGCACCAGGGCAGGAGGGGAAGCGGCUGCUGCACUUAGCACACAGCUGUCUCAGCAGCGACUUAGGAGGCCAAAGGAGCGUCCCGCCUCAUGCUGCUGGGUCUGCCCUGUUCUGUCUCUGUGAUGAGGGCCCUCUCGCCGUAGUGACCUCCAGACCUUGGGCUACUGUAUGCUCAAGUGGCUUUAUGGGUCACUGCCAUGGACAAACUGCCUUCCCAACACCGAGGAGAUCACUAGGCAGAAGCAGAAAGACCCUGCAGGAGUACCUGAAGGUGGUGAUGGCCCUCAAUUACGAGGAGAAGCCGCCUUAUGCCACGCUGAGGAAUAAUCUAGAAGCUCUGCUGAAGGAUCUGCGGGUGUCACCCUAUGACCCCCUGGACCUCCAGAUGGUGCCUUAGGUGGAAUCCAGGGCUUCUGACUUGCAGUUGAACUCGAGCAUGAAGUAGUGUGUCCCAGCUGUUUGAUCUCAUUCGCUCCUGAAAACCCUUUGAAUGUGCAUUCUCACCGCUCCCUUAGGACAUGGGACUCUGCCCCCUCAGUUUCAGGGGACCUGAGUCAUCUCCCAUAAUGUGAAAUGUCCUCAUCCCUCCGCAGUUGUGGGUGAAGGUGACUGGGUGCUGGUGGCAGCAGUGGCCACUCCCUAGGGCCCUCCUUCCACAGGCAUUCCUGUGAUUCCAUAAUAAACUUUUUAAUCAACA
Alexandromys fortis (reed vole) is the source of this 2392-nucleotide messenger RNA. It is a transcript of the gene Vrk3, whose product is annotated as VRK serine/threonine kinase 3. The transcript has 16 exons. The record is from RefSeq and is a predicted model, not a curated record. Lineage: Eukaryota; Metazoa; Chordata; Mammalia; Rodentia; Cricetidae. Bases 632 to 2092 code for a protein of 486 amino acids. Gene Ontology annotation, molecular function: protein serine/threonine kinase activity; ATP binding. Gene Ontology annotation, biological process: signal transduction; peptidyl-serine phosphorylation. Gene Ontology annotation, cellular component: cytoplasm; nucleus.